AUGUCUCUUGAAGAUAGCAAACCUCGGUUUUUGAAUAAAGAUAAAAAGGAUUUUAUGGAUUCGCUAGAAUGUGUUAUCAGAAAUGCUCUUUCAGAUAAUGACAAUUUUUCCGGAACUGCGAAUUCGACUGUGAUUUUUUUGCAAACAGGAUGUAACGAGCCAAAAAAUGGCAAAGUGCAAGUGUCGGUGGAUGUAAUUGAUGAACAUAUUUCACCUGGAAUGCACUCUCAAGGUUACAAUAAUAAAAAGAAUAUUGCAACUGGCUUGAAGGAACCUAUCUCUACCAAGGAGGAUGAUCAUGCUGUGGCUGGACAUUCCGGGAUGUGUCCCCGUAAGAAGAAAUUCCCUUGCAGUUUAUGUCCAAAGGAAUUCAAGAGACUAGAUUACCUCGUCACCCAUUAUCGAACCCACACUGGCGAAAAGCCUUAUCAGCCUAAAGAUUCAAAUAAAAGGAAUGCAAAAUACGAUAAUGACAAAUUUGCUCAGAUUUUGAAUGACAGCUCCGGAAAAUCAUGUUCAGGAAAUCUUCCAAAUGAAAUUGAAGAACGAAAAAAAGCAAAUAAUGAUUUGAUUAGUUUGUCAGACGAUGUAAUGAAUGAAAUAAUUUCACACGAAACGAACUCCUGGUACCACUGUACGAGCGAGGCAAUGGCUGCUAAAACGAAGGAGCCUGACUCCUCCAUGAAGGUUGAUAAUCCUGUGGCAGGACCUUCAGGAAAAAAUCCCCACAAGAGAAAUUUUGUUCGGAAUUUUAAUUCUAAACAAAUCCCUUGGAAAAGUAAUCUUGGCGACCAUUAUGGAACAUACAUGGGCGAAAAGCCCUUAACUGUGAAACUUGCUCUGCCAAGAGAAAGUAAUGAGCCGAAAAAUGGCAAAAGGCAAGUGUCAGAGGGAGUAAAUGAGGAAAAUACUUUACCGGAAGUGAUCUCCCAGGGUCACAAUAAGAACAAGAAAAUGGCCAAAUACGUGAAGGCACCAUUCUCUACCAAAGAAGAUGAUCAUGCUGUGGAUGGACCUUCGGGAUUCUGUUCUGGUUAG
Messenger RNA from Argiope bruennichi, 1038 nucleotides. RefSeq names its product zinc finger protein 182-like. Bases 1 to 1038 code for a protein of 345 amino acids. Lineage: Eukaryota; Metazoa; Arthropoda; Arachnida; Araneae; Araneidae. The transcript is spliced from 4 exons. The record is from RefSeq and is a predicted model, not a curated record.